AUGUCGGACGACGAAGCCGACCCGGAACUGCUUGCACUCCUCCGGCAGCACCUGCAAGGGAAACUCACCAUCAGUGAAGAGCCCGAAACAGGGGUUCUAGAGGGGGCGGAGUAUGUCUACAACAACGCCAUCGACGUUGCGAUCGACAUGCGCUCAUGCAAGAACGCGGCCGCGGUAAUCUAUUCGCGGAUGCAGCGAAAGCAGUACUCGCCGGCGACCUGGUCCGACCAUGAGCUGCACCCCAAGGCGGCGCACGAUGGCGCGGAAGGGGACAGGGCCACCAUCGCCUUCAUCUUCACCAUGGACCUGCUCAACUUCUCCUUCUGGUCCGAGAGGCCUGAGGCUGAGCGGUUUGCGAUUGAGUACCGCGGCAAACGGUGGACCGGGUACUGGAGCCUGGUUGCCGCAUUGCAGCGGGCGUUGGAAGAAGGAAUCCCCAUCACGGACUCCCACUUCUGGCAAGAUGAAGAGGAGUUCACUUUGGACAUCCUAAAGCGGGUCUUCAGGUCUUGUACAGACGAGGAGAUACCGUUGCUGCCGGAGAGGUUAGCCUGUCUGCGUGAGGCCGGCAAGGUGCUGUACGAAUGUAGUCGCGAGCCGGGAUCUGACACGGGCUCCAUCCAGAGAUACCAAUGCCAUCCUGUAAACCUGAUUGACGCCGCCAACGGAUCGGCCGCCCGUCUGGUCAACCUGAUGGCGCGGGACUUCGACUGCUUCCGAGAUGAGCAUGCCUUUGACGGACGGCGCAAGCCUAUCCGUAUUCUCAAACGAGCACAGAUAUUGGUUGCUGAUUUGUGGGCCUGCUUUGAGGGUGAGGGAUACGGAGAGUUUUGGGAUAUCGACAAGAUCACCAUGUUUGCGGACUACCGCGUGCCCCAGAUCUUGAACAGCAUGGGGUGUCUCACCUACUGCCCGCCACUCAACUCGGCAAUCCAGGAGAAGAAGGAAAUACCGUCAGGCGGGAGCUGGGAGGUGCAGCUGAGGGCAUGUACCAUCUGGUGCGUAGAGCUGAUACGGAGGGAGAUUAUCAAAGAGCACCCGGAGUCUCACAUCAACGCUGUGCUCAUCGAUUUCUUCUUGUACGACACCAUAAAGGAGAUGGAAGCUGCAGGGCAGGAGACGGUCCCGCACCAUCGAACAAGAAGCAUCUGGUACUGAGCGAGCAGAGCCCAACCGCUGCAGAGCACAGGAGAGCUAGCAAGUCCAUAGGGGAAAGAAAAAGCUCGAGGUAGAACCCAGUUAACUAAACACAUCCUCUUCCUUUAAAAGAAUCUUCUUCCUUCCCCUUCCUCAAAGAAAUGUCCUUCCCCAAAGAGAUCCCUUUCCUUCCUCAACACCGGAACGCCAGCCCUCAAGCCAUCAUCA
This is a messenger RNA of Chaetomium strumarium, 1365 nucleotides long. RefSeq lists its product as uncharacterized. Bases 1 to 1158 code for a protein of 385 amino acids. The record is from RefSeq and is a predicted model, not a curated record. Lineage: Eukaryota; Fungi; Ascomycota; Sordariomycetes; Sordariales; Chaetomiaceae. The transcript is spliced from 4 exons.